GUGUUAUUUCUACAAUGACGUUGCUCUGUCUCUAUUAGCCUGUUCUGCUGGGCGCUUCUCACUUUCCGUUCAGAGAGCCGCUUUUCUAAACUCAGCCCCGGGAAACCAUGGCCGAGCAGGCCUCGGGAUCCACCCGGCCGCCUCAACCUGACGGAGUUCUGGAGCAAGAGCAAGAGCAGGAUCGAACCGACUUCCUGAAGCUCAAACAACAGCUGGAGAUGGAGUUUAACCAGAAGCGGGCCAAGUUUAAGGAACUUUAUCUGUCUAAAGAAGAGGAGCUGAAGAAGCAGACCGCUAUACUGGAGAAGGCCCAGGCAGACGUGAGCAAGAUGCAGGACCAGCUGGCCGAAGCUAAAGCGGAGAUGGAGACCAUUAAAGCGGUGGCCACCGUCUCUGAGAGCACGAAGCAGGAAGCCAUCGACCAGGUCAAGCAGCAGUGGCAGGAGGAGGUGGCCUCACUGCAGGCUAUUAUGAAAGAUGCAGAGCGGGAAUUUAAGUUGCAGUUCCAGCAGAAGUUGGAGCAGGACCGCGCUCAGUGGACACAGUACCGCGAUGGGAUGGAGCGAGAGGUGGCUGACCUACGCCGCCGUCUUACUGAGGGACAGGAGGAGGAGAAUUUAGAGAACGAGAUGAAGAAGGCUCAGGAGGACGCAGAGAAGUUACGUUCAGUGGUGAUGCCAAUGGAGAGCGAGAUCGCAGCUCUGAAGGCCAAACUGUCAAGCUCAGAAGAUCGAGUUAAGGAACUUGAGGCUGCCAAGGUGAAGGAACUCAAUCACGUCCUGGAGGCUGAGAAAUCAUGCCGUACAGACUUAGAGAUGUAUGUUGCUGUCCUCAACACCCAGAAAUCUGUCCUUCAAGAGGAUGCAGAGAAACUUCGGAAAGAACUCCAUGAAGUGGUUCACCUGCUGGAGUUGGAGCGGCAGCAGCACAAUCAGCUGAAACACACUUGGCAGCGUGCCAACGAUCAGUUCCUGGAGUCACAGCGGCUUCUGAUGCAAGACAUGCAGCGCAUUGAGAGCGUGCUGUCCUCCGAGCAGCUGCGGCAGGUGGAGGAGAUGAAGAAGAGGGACCAGGAGGAGGAUGAGAAAGAGCGAUUGAGUCAGGCUAAAGAGGCAAGUGAGGAUGAUGGGACGGAGCAUGCAGACGCAGUGGAGGACUCUCUGCUCGGACUCUCUAUAGAAGAGUCCCACCUCAGCCACAGUAUCCACAGCUCUUUGCACUCUCUGGACGCAGACACCCCGGGCCGCCCGGACGGCUCUGACCCUUAUAAAGACGGGCUUCGGAGGGUUCAGUCCACAGACAGUCUUGGUUCUUCAGGAGGGACCUUACAGCCUCACGGUCUGGGCGGACACAACAACAAGGCCAAGUCCGCCAGCCAGCUGGACGAGUCAGACUUUGGUCCUCUAGUGGGGGCAGACUGUGUGGGCUUUGACAGCAUGGACAACUCCUCCUUAUCAUCCCUCCACCCGGGACACUUCCUCCUCACCAAGGACCAGGAGAAGGCCAUUAAGGCCAUGACCCCAGAGCAGGAGGAGACCGCAUCACUCCUGUCCAGCAUCUCUCAUAUGACCGAUACGGCUUACCUGCCUCCGACUGGCUACCGAAUGGUCAGCGAGAGCGAGUGGAAUCUGCUCCAGCAAGAGUUGAAGAACGCUGGAAGGAAGUUGGGGCGCCGAUGUGAUAUGUGCUCUAAUUAUGAGAAACAGCUGCAGGUCAUGCAGGGACAAGAGGCCGAGACGAGAGAACAGGUUAAAAAGCUUCAGGUCAUGUUGCGGCAGGCGAACGAUCAGCUGGAACGGGCGAUGAGCGAGAGGCAGGAGUUAGAGGACUCUAUCAAACAGGCCAAUGAGGAAACUACUGCCAAGAUCUUAGAGUUGAAGCAGAAGGUUCAGGAGUCUGAGUCUCUCGUAAGCGCUCUCCAACAGGCCUUCAGCCAGGCCAAGAGGAACACCCAGGAACAGAUGGCUGUGCUGCUACAGUCCAGGGAGCAGGUGACUGAAGAGCUGAACAGACUGCAGAAAGAUAAUGAGAGUCUUCAGGGUAAACACAGACUUCACAUGACGCUGCAGCAGCAAGAGGACUUUCACAUGCCGACCACUGUACAGGAACUUCAGAAGCUGGUGUUGCAGUACAGGGAGGACGUUGUUUCUGCAUGCACAGCGGCGGAGCAUUUGGAGGAGAAGCUGAAGGCUGAAAUUCUGUUCCUGAAGGAGCAGAUUCAGGCAGAGCAGUGUCUGAAAGAAAACCUAGAGGACACACUACAGCUGGAGAUAGAGGGCUGUAAAGAAGAGAUCGCAUCUUUUUCCAGCUUGAAAACGGAACUGGAACGAGUGAAGAGUGAGAAGGAACAGCUGGAGAGCAGCUUGGCAGAGAAGAGACAGAUGCUGGAGAACGUCCAGGGCCUGAAGAACGGUCUGGAGGAACGGUUGAAAGAUGCCCUCAGCAGCAAGAGUGCUUUGGAGACUCAGGCAUUUGAAGAGAAAGACAAGGCACAGAGACUUCAGACAGAGCUGGACGUCAGCGAGCAGGUCCAGAGAGAUUUCGUCAAGCUGUCCCAGACCCUUCAGGUGCAACUGGAGCGUAUCCGGCAAGCGGACUCAUUAGAGCGGAUCCGUGCCAUUCUCAACGACACCAACUUUACAGACAUCAGCCAGCUUCCCGAGACAUGAUGUCACUUCCUCCUCACGACUCCAUCGUGCACAUCUAAACACACGCUCCACCUGUACCUCAGAUCUUCGGCCCGAGCUUGCAGGUCUUGGAGAAACACUACUGAUACUGACCUACUACUGCUAUCUGUCCA
This is a messenger RNA of Rhinichthys klamathensis goyatoka, 2800 nucleotides long. RefSeq names its product rabaptin, RAB GTPase binding effector protein 1 (gene rabep1). Gene Ontology annotation, biological process: endocytosis. Gene Ontology annotation, molecular function: growth factor activity; GTPase activator activity. The record is from RefSeq and is a predicted model, not a curated record. Gene Ontology annotation, cellular component: intracellular membrane-bounded organelle. The transcript is spliced from 18 exons. The coding region runs from base 108 to 2669 and encodes 853 amino acids. Lineage: Eukaryota; Metazoa; Chordata; Actinopteri; Cypriniformes; Leuciscidae.